AUGCUCAAGUUAGCCACCAGCCCACCACAAUCUUCUUUACCAUGGCCAAACCCAUCGCAACCUUUCCUACAAUCAUUAGGGAAACAUGUAGAUGAAAACCUCAACGUUCACAUCAUUAGGCUUGUUUCACAGACACACUCAUUCACAACGUUCAUCAGAGAGAAGAGUUGUGACCCUUCUCCGAUCUCUGCUCCAUACUUCCUAUCGCUGACGCCAACCACUCCUCUAUCCGGAGUAGAUACAGCAACCGCGGACAUGUUGUUGCUAAUGGUGAAUGCGGUGGUGGAGAGAAAUUAUUUGUUUACUACAUAUGUUAGCCGCGUACAUGUUGUUGCUAAUGGUGAAUGCGGUGGUGGAGAUGGCAGUGGCUGUGGUGACGGAAGGGGUGGAUACGGUGUCGAAAGGGGCAGAGGGGGUGACAAAGAUGUUGACAGUGUUGGCGGUGAUAGAGGUGGCAUAGUGGUGGUGGUGGACGGGUUAGUAGCGGUGGGGGAGAGGUGGCGGUGGUGGGGAUGUCAGUAG
This is a messenger RNA of Lactuca saligna, 522 nucleotides long. NCBI's taxonomy places the organism in Eukaryota, Viridiplantae, Streptophyta, Magnoliopsida, Asterales, Asteraceae. The record is from the annotation of a GenBank genome assembly.